Messenger RNA from Acanthamoeba castellanii str. Neff, 1410 nucleotides. RefSeq names its product HIT zinc finger protein. The record is from RefSeq and is a predicted model, not a curated record. Bases 1 to 1410 code for a protein of 469 amino acids. The transcript is spliced from 9 exons. Lineage: Eukaryota; Discosea; Longamoebia; Acanthamoebidae.
AUGGAGCGACUUGGCGAGGCAGCUGCGCCACGACGAGGAGUGGUGUUGGAGGUGAAGGACAUCUCUGCGCCGAAGGAUGAGAAGGAGGAUGAAGAGGAGGAGGAGGUGGACACGGUGGUGGAGGAGCUCAGAGGGCUGUCGCACCUCCGCAUCAAGCCGCGGGUGGUCAUCUCCGACGCCAAGCACAAGAAGACCACCGGUAGCCCGGCGGAAGUGGCGACCGUCGCGCCCGCAGCCGCCAGCAGCGGCAUCAUCGAACGUGGCCGUCUCUGCUCAGUAUGUGCCACCAAGUUCGGGCGCUACACGUGCCCGCGAUGCAAUGCCGCAUCUUGCUCGCUUCCCUGCUACAAGGCUCACAGCACCAAGUGCACGGAGGCCUUCUACAAGGACAGCGUUGAAGAGGAGCUCCGAUCGCAGCGAGCCGACGAAGAGAGCCAAAAGCGCAUGCUGCAGCUCCUCAAGCACAUGAAGGACCAGGAGGACGAGGAGGAAGAAGACGAACACGAAGAAGAGGCCUACUACCGACUUGCACAGCUCAGCACAGAGGAGAAUCUGUCGCUGGAGCACCUGACGCCCGAGCAAAGGGAGGACUUCAAGCGGUCGCUGGUCGACGGCCGCAUCAGCGACAUGAUCACCCCCUGGCAGCCGUGGUGGCUCCAACCCGCAUCAGCUUACCGAGGCAUGUCGCCCAAAGGUCUGAUCGUGCCGGUGGAAACGAAGAGAGAAGACGAAAACGAAAACGAAAGCGAAAGCGAAGACGAAGACGAAGUGGAGGUGGAAGAACGGAAACCGCCAUCUGUCCUGCCCGACAUACCGCCGCUCUCCACACUACUCAGCAAAGAACCGUCGCCGCUGCUGGCGUUCAACCUUCUCGACAUUCUGUUCUCCUAUGCGUACGUCAUGCGGUACUUUAACGGCGAACCCGAUAGCGAGGCCAGCGAUGCCGCCUCUUUCCUCGUCGAGAUAUCGGCCGUCCUCCAGUCGAAUGCCGUCCACGAGUCUCCCGACGCCGCCUUCGAUGCCUGCCUAGCCAACAUUCUCAAGCCUUCGGUGUCGGGGUCGUCCGACUUUGGGCUGGCCGUGGUGGACGACGUCCGACAGAUCAUCGCACAGAAGCACUUCACGCUGAUGGCCCUCUCCGACCUCUACGCGCUGCUGGGCCGUGCGGCCGCCGACCAAAUCGCGGCCGCGACGAAAGAGGUCAAGCGGCUGCGGGCCAAGCUGGCGGCGCUGCAGAAGAAAGUGUACUUCUUCGUGGCAUGGGCCAACGCCCAGGACGAGCCGCUGUUCCGCGCCACUGCUGCGCUGGUCGAGGCCUACCUCCGCGAGCAGCGCGCCAAGCGACCCGACACCACGACCGCGCCCAGUAGCAGUACCGGUAGCUUGCGACUCCCAACUAAGCUCAGCUGA